AUUAUCAAGCUACUUUUGCAUUGCUAAUAGGGUUUGUAAAUUUUAUGCUGCAUAGGGUUGUAUAUACCGAACCUGACUCGAAACCGUAAUCCUUAUGAAAUUUGAAAUUCGAAAGUGAUCAGAAAAUUACUUGAAAAUUGACAGAUUAAUCCGAAAUUAGAAUUUUGUUUCUAAAAAUUUAGAUCAUCAAUUUAUUCAAUAUUAAGUGAUUUUAACUUCACUCAAAGUAGACCCACGCCGACACGAACACGACAUGUUGUCACUUCUGAUGAUGCAUGAAUUUUGUUAUAUUUACUUUACAAACACACACUAGACAUUACUCUAUGUAAUUUGCCCUAAUUUUAUGCCGUAUGUGUAUUUUUGUGAUUGAUUGUAUAUGUGGAGAACACCGUUUAUCUUCUUCUUGCAGGGAAAGUGUGAUGAUGAGUCAAAAGAGGUUUCGAAGAAUUUCAAUCAUGAGGAAUUGUACAAUGGGUGGUCUUUACGAAGCCACAUAUAGAGGAGUUGUGAGAGUGACUGUUGUUGAUUUCGAUCAACAGACUAAGAUUCAGGGAAAUGGCCGUUUUGUCAUAUGCAAAAAGAAACGAGUUUCUGUACUCUUGAAAUGUGCCCACAUCUUAGGUGAUUCCGAGUUUCUUCUGAUUUCAAAACUUUCAAGGCUGAGGUAUGGCAUAUUAAUAAAGGCAUGGAUUUAUGUGUGUUGAUAGUCAAAGAUUAUUUGGGUUCGAAUGUCGUGCAUUUGAAGACAUGGUGUGAUAAAAUUAACUUCAUGGAGGAUGUAUAUAGCAUAUCAUGUCCACGGUAUAAAAUGAAUGUUGAAAAAUCCGUUCUUAGUAGGAAUUCAUCCUAGGAACUUAGAUGGGAUAUUCCUUCAAAUCAAAUGCAUGGAAACAAUUGGGGGAGAGUUCUUCCGGUGCUCCAAUUUUGAGCAUGAAAGGGAACACAAUUGGAAUGUACGUUGUGUCAACUUCUGACUCUGAUUCUUUGAAUGUUAAGCAUUGGGCUUUACGAUUGAAUUUGGUUAGGGACUGUCUGGAGAAGAUUUUUGAGGUGCCAGCGGUAAAAACUGGAAGGGAAGGCAUAGCUUGAAAGUUGGAAAACAUGUUAUGGAGUUGCUUGAAAGACAUAAAAGCUAAGAGAAGGGCAAGAAUUAGGGGGAAGGUAAGCAACAAGAAACUAUCUCAUAUUAUUUUUAGGCUGCUGAUGUGAAUUUCAGAGUAUCGCCCAUAGGAUGGUUAAGAAUAGACAUGCAAGCAUCGACUGAGAACAAUCUAUGAUGGAAUCCAUACUCCAGAGGAGCUCUGCAGAGCAGCAAAGUGGUUCUGCUACUGGGGAAGAUUCUUUAAACCAGCCAGUCAAGAAAGUGAGGGGUCUGGUAUGUGUUUCUUCCACUUUUCUCUUGGUAUAUAAUUUUUCUCUUGGUUAAGAAAGUAUAAUUUAGUCAAUUUAAGAUUAUUAUAAGUGUAAGAUCUAUGUCAGCUCUGUUGAAUUUGCAGACUCGGGUUUUCAGCAGCUGGUCAGUUUAAUUUAUCAAUCACAAGACUUUGUGCUAAAAUAUUUAGUGUAUUUUGUUCACUUAUAGAAUGAAGUGGAAGAAUAGUAUUAGAAUAGUUAUAUAUGAAAACAUGUUAUAUAUUUAAAGUAAUGUAAUAUGUGAAUAUGUUAUCUGUUCAAAACAGAAUUUUUGAAUAUAUUUUAUUAUUUUUGGUCAAUAAUCCUUUAAUUGUGUAAUUAUUGCCAUUAUAUUCUUCUCUUCUGAACAGUUUGAAUUUCCUGCCUCUCUGUUUUCAUCAAAUCAUUUUAAAAUAAAUACUUUCAUCUUAUAUUUUUCGUACAUCUAAUCAUCAUGGAUCAAAAUUAUUUAUUUAAAAUCUAUUCAUCUUAUAUUCUCUACUACAGUUUAUCAUAACAUAUCAUAAUCAUUUCUUUAAAAUCAUUUGGUCUUAUUUUUUUUCGUAUAUUAUUCUUCAUGAAAGAGUUGUAUUCGAUUAAAAUUUUAAUAGAUUUUAACUGAAUAUAAAAUAACAAAAAAAAAAGAUUUAACAUCGACAUAAGACACAUAAGAAAAGAUAUUGUCGUGGAUAAACAUAUACUUACCUCCCUUACUCAUUUUUAUAUAGUUUUUUUUUGCAUUGCUCGACUUCGAUAAACUACAGUUCUAUUACUUAAUUUUUUUAAAAUUUCUCUUGGCUGAACUUUCUUGUACUCUUCAAUCAGAAUCUCUAUCCAUGCAUUCUUUGGUGUAAUAUUACUAAGCACUAUCUAAUUGCUUAUCAAUAACAGAAAAUGAUAGAAAAUGAUGAAGGAUAGUUGUGAUGAUAGAUACAUAACCAGAGAGCAACAGAUCAUCCACCAUAUGUGUUGAUCAAGACAGGCACUACCAUAAGCAUAUCUUGAUGAGGAUCUCAAGUGACUAUACUAUCCAGAAUAGAGACCGAGACUUGACACAACUAAUUUGGUGUUCAAAUUUUGUCUAAAUCUCGAAUAGAGCAUCAAGACCUACAAAGCAGUCUAGACUCUAGAGACCCUUUAGCUCUUGAUCCUAAUAGGAAAACAUAUACUUGGUCUAAUUUGCACUCGAUUUUUGUCUGCCAUCUUGGUGAUAUAAUCUAUAAGGCGAACAAAGGCAUGACUUUCGAUGAAAGAUUAUGUUUUAUUGGUUUGUUUUUUAAUAGCUAGAUUUGCGUAAAAAAUCAAGAUAUCUUGGCACAUUACAGUUCAGACCACAAUUUCUUUAGUGAAGACACUGCAGUACUGCACUGCUGUGGCACAUUACAGUUCAGAUUCAGAAGCCCAUUUUACGAAAUGAUUCACUUGAUAAUCUAUUGAUUCUCAGGACCACCUGUCCACUUUGAUGAAAUAAGUGUACCUUGAUCAUUUGUUUCAGUCAGUUGCUAAAUUGCUAUGCAUCAUUAUAGAUCACUAACUUCAGUCAGUUAUUUCAUUUUACAAGAUAUGUUUUCAGUGCAAGUGUGCAGCUCCCACUUAAUUUCACCCCAGAGUCAAGUGGAGUAGCAUCAAACAUGAAAAUGUCGAUAUUGGCCCGGAUUUUCAAGAAAAAAGGAGCCAUAUCCAACUUUUCCAAGAGGUUUGCAGUGCUGAGAUGCUCCAGUCUUCCCACCAAAAAACAAUACUUAAGCGUAGGAUGGACCGGGAAUCCAUUACUCUAUCGUGGAGACGUGGACCAAUUAUAAGAGUAGUGAUGAUUUUGAUAUCAAUGGGAUGGAUAUCUGUUUGGCUUCUUAAGCCAACACAGCUCUGGACAAGGAAAUGGAAAGCAGCUGAAAAGUGUGCGUCAACAACAGUUUUCGGAUAUAAUGGUCUUGAUUUUGCUGUCUACACAUUCCCUCUUAUCCUUGUGGCUAUAUUGGGACUCGUUUAUAUAAAACUGAAACCAGAUGAAGCAAGAAACAGGCGGGGGAAAAGUUCAACCUCAGCGCUUUCAAAUCCGCUUAUUGUUAACAGUUAUGUAGGUGUUUUAACUGGCAUAGAAAUCCUAGCCAUUCUCCUGUUUUUCCUCUUUCUGGCAUGGACUUUCUAUGCUCAUAUCUCUACUGAUUUUAAGAAGAUGACGCCAAAUAAGUUAUUUAAACUGAAUAAAUGGCAAUUUAAGCUUUUUAGGAUGGCAACACGAAGUGGUUUGCUGGCAGAAGCGUGCUUAGCUCUCCUACUUUUGCCUAUCUUGAGGGGAUUGACAAUUACUAGGCUGCUUGGUAUCCACUUUGAAGCAAGUGUAAGAUACCAUAUCUGGCUUGCGACUUCAAUGAUAGUUUUUGCUGCACUUCAUGGUGGAGGCACUUUAUUCAUCUGGGGCGAGAAAAAACAUAUUUCAGAUGAGAUAUGGAAGUGGCAGAAAAAAGGGAGAAUAUACCUUGCUGGAGAGAUUGCUUUUGUUACAGCACUUGUAAUCUGGAUAACAUCACUUCCGCAAGUGAGAAGAAGGCGAUUUGAAAUAUUCUACUACACACAUCAUCUAUACAUAGUCUUUUUAAUAUUCUUCUUGUUUCAUACUGGUGACCGCCACUUCUAUAUGGUUUUUCCUGGUGUUUUCCUCUUUGGCAUAGACAAGCUACUUAGGAUGAUGCAGUCGAGACCAAUAAGUUGCAUCCUCUCUGCUAAAGUCUUCCCAAGCAAAGCGGUAGAGCUCAUUCUCCCCAAAGAUCCAAGGCUGAAGUAUACUCCUACAAGUAUAAUAUUCAUGAAAAUACCAAUCAUAUCCAAGUUUCAAUGGCACCCCUUCAGCAUAACUUCUAGCUCCAAGGUCGAUGAUAGCACCAUGUCUGUAAUAAUCAAAUGUGAGGGAUGGUGGACAAACUCUCUCUAUAACAUAAUAUGUGCUCAGCUCGACUUAGAUGCUAAUAUUAAACCGUGCAUUCCUGUUGCAAUUGAAGGGCCUUAUGGACCUCCAUCACCAAACUUUUUAAGAUAUGAUAGUAUGCUCCUGAUCGCGGGUGGCAUUGGAAUAACACCAUUUCUGAGCAUGUUGCAGGGUAUUGCUUCAAUUCAGAAUAGUGGGAGCAACAAAUUCCCUUCCAGAGUAAAACUUAUUUACGUCAUCAAGAAGUGCCAAGAUAUUUGCUUAUUAACUCCAGUAUGCCCGCUACUCAUGGAACAAAAUAUUGAUCAGCUGCACUUAAAUCUAGAAGUAUUUGUAACCCAAGAAGCACAUUCUGACGCAACAGUUAGAGAACUACUGACUGAAUUUUCUCAAGUGCGAAUAGUUAACUUUGAUAGCAAAUGUUCGAGAGAUGCAGCAUAUGGGCCGGACAGAAUAAUAUGGAUGGCUGUGAUAACUGCUUCUUCAUCCAUUCUGUUUAUCGUGUUCCUAACCUUUUUCAACCAAAUAUAUCUCAAUCCAGAUCAAAAAUCAUCAGAAGCGAAGAAGCCAUCCACGGUGACAGAUCUCUUACUUAUAUGUUCUUUCAUCCUAUCGAUCACUUGCAGCAUCUUAGCGUCUUUAGUCGUGAGAAUGAAAACGCUGAAGAAAGAACCGACACCUUUUUCUGUCAAGCAAGGCACAAAACAUUCAUCUGAAGCAUCUACAGAACCUGAGGAACAUAAAAUUCAUUUCACAGGAAGGCCUAGCUUUCAAGAGAUAUUCGACAAGUAUUCAGAAGAUACAAGGGGAUCCUCUGUGGGGGUCUUUGUGUGUGGAUCAGAAUCAAUGAAGGAGUCUGUGGCUUCUUGCUGCAUGCUAAACUCGCAAGAUUUCAUGAAGUGUGCUGCUCAAAAGAGAAAACCAUUCUUCAGUUUCCACUCUCUCAAUUUUACACUUUAGUCUCAGGCUCAGGCACUUUAUAGUUUAUAUCUUUGUACCUUUUAUUUUAUCAAUGCAAUAUUAGUUACUCAAAAACAAUACCAGUCAAAAUAUUGAUACACAUUUAUAUAGAUUUUCUUGAAAUUUAGAAGUA
Messenger RNA from Daucus carota subsp. sativus, 5411 nucleotides. RefSeq names its product ferric reduction oxidase 8, mitochondrial. NCBI's taxonomy places the organism in Eukaryota, Viridiplantae, Streptophyta, Magnoliopsida, Apiales, Apiaceae. The record is from RefSeq and is a predicted model, not a curated record. The transcript is spliced from 12 exons. Gene Ontology annotation, cellular component: plasma membrane. Gene Ontology annotation, molecular function: ferric-chelate reductase activity. Bases 3104 to 5278 code for a protein of 724 amino acids.